Messenger RNA from Belonocnema kinseyi, 964 nucleotides. Its product is annotated as protein lifeguard 3-like. Gene Ontology annotation, biological process: negative regulation of apoptotic signaling pathway. Lineage: Eukaryota; Metazoa; Arthropoda; Insecta; Hymenoptera; Cynipidae. Gene Ontology annotation, cellular component: Golgi apparatus; endoplasmic reticulum; membrane. The transcript is spliced from 8 exons. The record is from RefSeq and is a predicted model, not a curated record. Bases 74 to 964 code for a protein of 296 amino acids.
AGUUUUUCUUCUGUCUGAAGUAAAUAAAGUUGUCAAGAGAAAUCUGAUAGAUUAAAAAAUCUAAAGUUAUAAGAUGUAUCAGAGUGAAAAUCCACAGUCAAAUGUCGAGGCGCAAGUCGUGAUUGGACCUCCAUUAUUGCCUGCUUUACAUGUAGGCCAAAAAAUUGCUAGUGGACCAUAUUCAAUUACAGUUACAGAGGCGAUGGUAAGAGGACGAGAAAGAGAAAAUGAAGAAAUAUAUAGACAGUGGGUUGCUCAGAUAAGCAGAGAAACUCGUGAUAAUGACGAAUAUUAUGCAGAGUUUAAAAAUCGGAAAGUUCGAAGGAAGUUUAUCCGAAAUGUUUUUUGUGUUCUUUCUCUAUUGAUACUUUUUACAAUUGGUAUUGUCUCGAUUUUCUUAUUUGUAUCAGAGGCUAAAGUGUUUUUAUUGCAGAAUUGGUAUUUAGCUUGGAUUUCUAUGGUGAUAUUUCUAGUUGUCUACUUUAUAAUUGUUUUUAAUGAAUCAGCGAGACGAAAAUACCCUUACAAUUGGAUCUGUCUUUUUCUUCUGACUUUAUCAAUGUCUUUAAUGAUGUCUUGCAUAUCGCUCACGUAUCGAUUGGAAGUUGUGUUGUCUGGUGGGAUCACAACUGCAACUAUUACAGUAAUUAUCUCCUUUUUUGCAACAGUUUGCAGUUUUGAUUUAACAAAACGAAUUGGAUUGGUGCUAAUUAUAGGAUUCGGUGGAGUCGUAUUACUUUUUAUAGUUAUACCUAUUUAUAUAUUUACUGCAAUCAGUGCUUUGAGCAUAGCAAUUGGAGUGAUAGGAAGCCUUUUAAUAUCAAUGUAUCUAUAUUUUGAUAUACAAACCAUCAUGGGAGGACGAGAAAUCGAGUUAAGACCGGACGAAAUAGUUAAUGCUGUCACUCGACUAUAUGUCGAUAUUUUGCUUCUUUUCCAAUACGUGUUGAGAUGCUUUCGUUAA